UUCAGGCACUCUAAAGUCUGAUCUUACUGAAAUGAAGAAUGAUGAUUGGAUUCAGUGGAGGUUUGGAAACACUUUAAUAGCUGAAAUCAAUAAACGGGACGACAGAAUCACUGUAUAUGAUGAUGUUCUUGAUGGGAGAUUCAGAAACAGACUGAAGCUGGACAAACAAACUGGAUCUCUGACCAUCACAGACAUCAGAACUGAACAUGCUGGAGAUUAUAAACUGCAGACCAACAGUGUGGAAAAGAGUUUCAAUCUCUUCGUCUUUGUUGAAAUAUCAGUGCUGGAGGGAGAUUCAGUCACUCUAAACUCUGAUCUUACUGAAAUGAAGGAUGAUGAUUUGAUUCAGUGGAGGUUUUUGACUGAAAUGACUUUAAUAGCUGAAAUCAAUGUAACGGCCGACAGAAUCACUGUAUAUGAUGAUGUUCUUGAUGGGAGAUUCAGAGACAGACUGAAGCUGGACAAACAAACUGGAUCUCUGACCAUCACAAACAUCACAACUGAAUAUGCUGGACUUUAUACACUACUGAUCAACAGUGCGUGGAAGUUUUUUAUUCUCCAUGUCUUUGUUGAAAUAUCAGUGAAGGAGGGAGAUUCAGUCACUCUAAACUCUGAUCUUACUAAAAUCGAUGUUGAUGUGAUUCAGUGGAGGUUUUGGACUGAAAACACUGUAAUAGCUGAAAUCAAUAAACAAGUCGACAGAAUCACUGUAUAUGAUGAUGUUCUUGAUGGGAGAUUCAGAGACAGACUGAAGCUGGACAAUCAAACUGGAUCUCUGACCAUCACAGACGUCACAGAUGAACAUGCUGGAGAUUAUGUGCUGAUAAUAAUGACAACAAAACAAUCAUUAAAAGUUUUCAGGGUUUCUGUCUAUGGUGAGUUACUUAAGAUAAAUAAUGACACCAUUUUCUUUAAGAGCUGCUGUGCAGCCAAAAUUAUAUACCAGUUAUCACUGUAAAGCUGCUUUGACACAAUCUGCAUUGUUAAAAGCGCUAUAUAAAUAAAGGUGACUUGACUUGAGUAGAGAUCAUUUCUCCUGUCCUUCAGAUAUUCUUGAUAUUAGUGUUUAUUGUCUGAGCUGAUCUCAGUUUGAUGUUUUUAUUCCUCAGACUCCGUCCACUGUUGUGGCCCUACUGAAGCUGUGAUCCGAUUGGUCCUCUCUGCUCUGGUGGGCGUGGCUACUGUCAUUCUUCUGGUUUAUGACAUCACAUCCAGAAGAGCUGAACAACAUCAAGCACAUAUUCACACAUCAGGUAUCUCAUUGAUGAUCUUAUUUCUCACAAACUAAUUUUACAUAUAUAAUUUAUGAGAUUUACUUAUUUGUGGCUUUAUGUGUUCAUCUUUUUCAGGAAGUACUGAAAUCUAAAGCAGAAUGCUGAACUUUAAAGGUUUUUCAAGUGUGUUUUUUGUUCUUCUAGUGUUUUUUUUUUUUUUUUUUCCAUAAUAAAUACUGAUGAUUGUUUAAGCUUGUGCUCUCUCUUUGUUAUAUAUUUAUAAAAAUGCAAUUCAAAAGGCUUUAUUGUUUAUAUUUGCUUGUCAUUAUCAAUAAAGUUUUCUCACUCUGAGGUUCAAGAGUCUCUCCAUGUUUUAUUACAUUUAUUAUAUCGAGCGCCCCCUGCAGGAAUACUAACUUCAUGUAAGUAAUAUGGUGCUCUAGCUGUGCUGCACUGUGAUUAAACCACAGCUGAAGGGUGUUGUUACACUCAACUGUUUUCAUGAUACAGCACAGCUCAAGUUUUCAUCGCUGUUAUAAAAUGAGCUGGCAGCCUUUUCUUCGUGAAGAGCCUCUAACCAAACUGUA
Messenger RNA from Ctenopharyngodon idella (grass carp), 1801 nucleotides. RefSeq lists its product as uncharacterized. The transcript is spliced from 3 exons. The record is from RefSeq and is a predicted model, not a curated record. Lineage: Eukaryota; Metazoa; Chordata; Actinopteri; Cypriniformes; Xenocyprididae. Bases 32 to 958 code for a protein of 308 amino acids.